AUGCCUGCACACAGGUGGGCGCAUCGAUUCUUCGCCCUCCUAGAGCAGAAAAGGGAAUAUUUUGUGGCGAAAUCGAAGAAAUACCGUGGAUUCAUGCCUGUGUAUGCAGAGGAAAUACCGAUCGCGGAUGAUCUGAGCGAGCGCACCGAGAAAAAAGCAACGGGUGCUCUUCUGGAAUCAUUCGAUACUGUAUUGGUUAGGAAAUUCUGGCUGAUCCAACAACGUGCCCCGGAUAACGUGCUUCCCCCCGAUACCUAUGAUUUGUAUGGAGAUAACCAGUGGCCAAGGGACGAGGUGCUUCCAAAAUUCCGAGAGACCGAUUUGCUUUAUUGUACCGAGGCACUCACACAUUGUCGAAGACUAAUGAGAAGCUUUGCCCCUUCCCUUCGCCUCUAUGAGGGUUUCUCUGACCCCGUGAUGGAUUUUCCGGGAGUCACGACUACGAAUGCUUUACGAUUUUUGUCCCAGGAUAAUGUGCCCGCUUUGCAAGUCCGUAACGCUCGGGGGGAAUGGGUGGUGGCGCCUCCUAUCCCAGGGACGCUGGUUGUGAAUAUCGCCGAUUUCAUCAACCUUACUGGUCAAGAACGUUAUUCAAUCCCCUUCUUCUUCGGAGUCGACUACAAUACCACAGUGUCAGUCUUGCCAAAUUGUGUCUCCGAUGACAGGCCGGCAAGUUUCGUGCGUGCGCAACUAGCCAAGACCUAUGUUCCUUAUAGCGAGGAACCUUCUACUAGAUAG
Messenger RNA from Aspergillus caelatus, 738 nucleotides. RefSeq lists its product as uncharacterized. The coding region runs from base 1 to 738 and encodes 245 amino acids. NCBI's taxonomy places the organism in Eukaryota, Fungi, Ascomycota, Eurotiomycetes, Eurotiales, Aspergillaceae. The transcript is spliced from 6 exons. The record is from RefSeq and is a predicted model, not a curated record.